AUGGCUUCUUCAACUCUAACACCUCUUAUAUUUUACAUCUUCAUUAUUCUCCACCUUCAAGCUUCUAAAGCCAAACAAACAAUAUGCAACACCUUAUCAUGCGGUGAUAUUGAUAUCACUUUUCCUUUUGGUUUAAAACAAAGUACUAAUCAAAUUCAAAAUCCUUAUUGUAGCUAUUAUCCAAAUCCUUCUUUCCAACUUUCAUGCAACAAACAAACACAAACAAUCCUUAACCUCCCCAAAACAGACAACUUAAUCAUCAACAACAUCGAUUACAAAGUACAAACAAUCAAAGUCAACGACCCCAAAGGUUGUCUCCCAAAACGUUACUUAGAAAAUAAUUUCAACCUUUCCGGUUCACCUUUUAAAUUAAACCCGCAAAUUUACAGCAGCGAUGAAGAAGAACAUGAUUCGGACAUGUUGGUUUUUGUUUCAUGGGGAGAGCCUAUUGAGGAUACAACGUUGUCUGAAACAUGUGAGGUGAUUUCAAGAGGCCUUGUUCCGUUACGGUGGAUGGAUUUAACUAUGUGGCCUUUUUGGGUUGAUCUUAAUCAUGAUGUUGAGUUGGUUUGGAACAAACCUGGAUGUGAGAAAUGUGCACUUAAUGGUCAAGUUUGUGGAUUCUCUAUGUCUGAUGAUAAGAUAAAUGGUCUUCAAGUUGAAUGCUUCCCUAAUCCUUCCAAUAGAGGUUUGUCUACAAGUGCCAAAUACUCCAUAUCAAUAGGAUUGGGACUACCAGGACUUCUAUGUCUAGUUAUAAUUUUCUGCUUUAUACGUGGUAAGAUGAGGAGAAUCUCACCUCAUAAUCAAAGAAGCUCAAAUCAUCCUUCAAGUACAAUUUCCUUAGAACCACUUCCUUCUUUUGUAACUGGCCUCGAUGGUGCAACUAUUGAGAAGUAUCCUAAAAUUCUCAUUGGAGAGAGUGGACGUUUGUUGAAGCCUAGUGACAAUACUUGCUCAAUUUGUCUAUCUGAAUAUGAACCUAAAGAGACAUUGAGAAGUAUCCCUGAAUGCAACCAUUAUUUUCAUGCUGCUUGUAUUGAUGAGUGGCUUAAAAUGAAUGGCACUUGCCCUAUAUGUAGGAAUUCACCAGAGGCAUAUUCUUCUACGACUCCUUUUUUUUCUUCAUUGUUAUUAUCCCCAAACUCUUCACCAUUGACAUCUUCACGAUGA
This is a messenger RNA of Vicia faba (fava bean), 1173 nucleotides long. Lineage: Eukaryota; Viridiplantae; Streptophyta; Magnoliopsida; Fabales; Fabaceae. The record is from the annotation of a GenBank genome assembly.